CUCUCUUCUUCUUCUCUCUCCAUCUCUUUCUUUCAAAGACAUACAUCCCUUUCUCUAACAAGCCCUAUAGGCCAACAGUCUAACGAUUUUAUAAGAUAUAUUUUUUUUCAUUGCUCUUUCCUACAUUUAAUAUAACUCGCCAUGCUCGAUUUCAGGUCACACAGACUCCGCCCAUAUGAACUCAACCCUGUGUCACGUCGUUCACGGCAACCAGGAUCUCAUCGAACAACCUCAUUAUCAUCAUCAUCAACAUCAUCACCAUCCAUUCAUGGAUACCAAUCCACCAUGGCUCUUCGCUAUUCAUCUAGACAACGACUCCGACUUUUUAGGAAUACACACAAACAACAUUUUCAACAACAAGAAGUACACAUGCUAGAGCAACCAAAUGAAGGCCAGGAGAUUGAUGUCAUGGGAACUACUAUGGCGAUGGAUACCUCUGUGGAUGCUGAUGUUAAUACCAGUAAAGAUGAGGACAUUGAACUGGAAAUGAUCCAGGAACCAGCCAUUUUCCGUCUAAGCCAAGAAUUACUUGCAUUAAUAUUUCAUUACGUCUAUGUCACACCAGUUGUCCUUCGUCCUGAACAACAUUCGGGGGAACUGAAUUCUAGUCAAACUUCAACUACGUCAUUGACACACUCCUCUUCGUCUACAUUCCAUAGUACAACAAAUGAAACAACCUCGACUGCAUCAACAACAGCAACCACAUCAACCAUCACAACAACGUCAGAGCCCUCUCGAACGAACCGACGCAAUAAGAGGGAUAAGAGAAAGAGUAUAGCGUGUAUUCAGAAUGACCUUCCAUCUGUUUUGGCCCUUUGUCUCACCUGCCGCACUUUCUACCCCCAGGCCAUCCGUUUGCUUUGGCGACAAAGGACCCUGGCCAGUUAUGAUGAUUUGAUUGAGUUUUAUCGAGCAAUUGAUUUUUCUGCCUCUCUCCGGAGGAGACAACAAAAGCAACGGCAGCUGGAACAAGAGCAGCUGCAACGGUUAGGUAUGGACUAUUCAACUGAAGAAGGGUUGUUCAAUAAUGAGGCCGCCCUUAGGAUCAAGUCUCUGACCCUGUUAGACAUGUCUUUCGGAUCAUUCUUUUUGCCCUCAUUGCCCUCUCUGGCUAUGACUGCUUCAUCGACCGAUACCACUACGACAUUGACGUCCUCCAGUCAAUUUUUUGGAAGCAGUAGUAACAGUAAUAUGGCCCAAGGCAAUGGUAGUAACAGUCACCAUGUCAACGCCCUCAUGAGCGCUGGUGCGGGCUCUGAAUUACGCCAAGGUAUUGACGGUUUGAAAACUAUAGACGAGAAUAGCAUGAUAAUGGGCUUUGCCAAGGAUGACAUGAUGACAGUAUCAUCGUCCUCCUCCUCACCUACAUCGGGUUCUACAAGCAGAGGCCCUUCUUCCUCUUCGACUCAGCUUAAGAGACGAUCUCGCCAAAAGUCAACAUCCAUCUACAGUGAGUUGAUCUCUCCAAGACUGCUCCACACCAUCGCCAAUCACUGUUAUGCACUCGUGGAUCUAAAGAUUUGUAUGGACAACAAAUCUUUGGCAGCAGCGGGCUCGCCUACAUUUAUCCCCAACAGUACUGAGACUUCCAAGGUCCAGCCUAGUAUUCCCUUUUCCAUUAUUGCAGGGGCAUUGCUCUCAUUAAAGCGACUGACACUGAUGGGUGUUGUCUGUCAUCCUGGCCAGAACAAGACCGGAGCAGAACUAUUAUUGUUUGCACAGAAGUCCCAGCCCUUGGAGAGACUUUCUAUCCGAUCCUGUCGAGGAAUCAGCCUUGAGACCUAUAUUGAAUUCGCAGUUCGGUCGAACCGUCGUCUGUUAUCGGUGGAUUUUGAAGGGCUCGACUUUGAAUCAAGUGAGCAGCUGACAGAAAUGAUUUCGGCAUAUGCAGCCCACUGUGAGAACAUCAUGUCUAUCACGUUAUCCUGCCUUCACGGACUGGCCCUUGAUGGGAUGAUUGCAGCUUUGGCCUCGCACAAAUUGGAGGCGCUUCAAGAGCUUCAUGUAUUGGGUCAUGACUCUUUUCAUGCCCCGCAGCAACAGCAGCAACAGCAGCAGCAACAACAGGAACCGCAGCAGGAACCGCAACCGCAACCAGAACAACAGCAACAAGAAAAUAAUAAUCAUGAAAAUAACAAUCAAGAGGGCGCACAAGUUCCUAUGACCCAAAUGUGCCACCUUGCAGAUGCUAAUCAAGCCAUGGCCGACCUUGCUCAGUUGCCCCCUCAUCGCUUGACCCUGUACUGCCUUGGUAUCACAGACAUCGCACUAUUCCAGUUUCUCUGCAAGUCACCACAUCUCAUCGAUCUAGUCCUGAGCGAACCCACAACGAUCCUUCAUCUGCCACAAUUCCAAACUUUUGUGAAAUCGGUUCUCCCCUCACCUUCAUCCCAAUCUCAAGCUGAGCAACCCUCAGCAAUGGAAGAUGAAGAGAAUCCAUUCGGUCCUCCGGUUUCCUCAACAGCAACAGCGACACCCUUCACAAGUGCUGGAUUCUUGAACCUGAUUUUGGCUCGAUGCUCCUGGCUCAAGUACAUGUUCAUGAAACUUUCACUCGAGACUGCACAGGAAUGGAUUGUGCAGCCUUGUUUCAAGGAGGCAGGAUUGGACAAGUGUUUGUACCAGUACCGAACAGCGACAGGAGCGCCUGCAGUCGUAAUGAUGUGGGAUACUCGUAAUAAGGUCAAUGCCACACUCACUAGGUCGUAA
Lobosporangium transversale is the source of this 2709-nucleotide messenger RNA. RefSeq lists its product as hypothetical. The record is from RefSeq and is a predicted model, not a curated record. The coding region runs from base 142 to 2709 and encodes 855 amino acids. Lineage: Eukaryota; Fungi; Mortierellomycota; Mortierellomycetes; Mortierellales; Mortierellaceae. The transcript has a single exon.